Messenger RNA from Schistocerca piceifrons (Central American locust), 372 nucleotides. RefSeq lists its product as uncharacterized. The record is from RefSeq and is a predicted model, not a curated record. The transcript has 2 exons. Lineage: Eukaryota; Metazoa; Arthropoda; Insecta; Orthoptera; Acrididae. Bases 1 to 372 code for a protein of 123 amino acids.
AUGGCCAUGGGACUAAAAACCGUGCCUUUCGACAUUUCAACAAUUGAUGAAUACAAUCCUGACCGGGUUACAAAGGAAUCGGGUUUUUAUGUAACUGGAGACGUAGUUGUAGUGGGCGCAUCAUUAGAGGAACACAACAACCGUUUGGAAGAGAAAGAGGUCACCUUCUUGAGCCAUGUAGCAAUGGCGUUUGGACUGAAACUCGACCCAGCUGAAAUGGAGACCAUCAAAACUUACCCCCAACCAAAGACGACAACGCAGUUGAAGGCUUUCAUCGACCUCAUCGGGUACUACCGUCGUUUUAUAAGAAACUUCAGUAAAAUAGCAAAGCCAUUGCACAGUUUAUUGAAGAAAGGAGUCCUUUAUGACUGA